AUGUGUUUUGAGGAUUUUGAGAAAGCGUAUGGCCCGGUUCCCUCGGAGAUACUGUGGGAGGUGCUGCAGGAGGAUGGGGUGAGCCAUGACAGUUUACCUGAGCAGCUGAUAGCCGAGUCCAUCAGGAAGAAGAGCCGCUCCAUGCACCUGUCGCCUCAACAGCUGCGCCUCUGUGUGCAGGAGUACCAGGGGCAGUACAUCCUCAAGGUGUGUGGCUGUGAUGAGUACCUGUUGGAGAAGUAUCCUCUCAGUCAGUACAAGUAUAUCCGAUCCUGCAUCAUCGUGGGUCGUCUACCUCACCUGAUGCUCGUCUCCAAAGAGAGUCUUUAUUCCCAGCUUCCUGCCUCGGGCUUCGUCACGCCUUCAUACAGGUACAGCAGCCAUCAGCAUCUCUGA
Messenger RNA from Notothenia coriiceps (black rockcod), 396 nucleotides. Its product is annotated as phosphatidylinositol 4,5-bisphosphate 3-kinase catalytic subunit alpha isoform-like. Lineage: Eukaryota; Metazoa; Chordata; Actinopteri; Perciformes; Nototheniidae. The transcript has 4 exons. The coding region runs from base 1 to 396 and encodes 131 amino acids. The record is from RefSeq and is a predicted model, not a curated record.